CCAUCCUAGAUCCUAGAUUGCCGGGGGCGUGCAGGCAUCCCCACCGACUUCUUUUGAGAACUUAUUUUCCCUCCAUCCUCACUUUCGUGUGUUUUUGGGGUGGGGCUAGCUGUGGAGGAGUGCCCAAGGUUCUUGAUCAAUGAGAUCCUGGCCGCUGAAAGGAGAAGAGCACACGCUGGGAGAGCUCUCGUGAUAGAGAGAGAGGGAGACGCGCACACACACUGUUCACAGAUCAGCUCCUGCACAAACAGAGAUACAGGGAACUCCAGUCAAACCACUCCACUCCAAACAACAACCUGCAAAGAUAAACAACAGAAGAACCAUCUGAUCUUUUCAACAUCCACCCUCCCAUUGGGACCCAACUCAUGAAGCAGCCCAGGGAGGUCCUCUGCUGAUUCAGUGAUGGUGGUUCUCAGAGGAACACCAGGAUGGACGUUGCUAUCAUGGCUGCUUGUGGGACUGGUUCAACCAUCCCAGGGGUCGCUUGUGAAGACCAACCUGGGUCUGAGAGUGAAGAGGGGCCGGUCAGCCUCCCUCCAGGAGGGGGACCUCCAGUUCCUUAUCCCCAAUAAGAAGGACGCGUGCAAGGUGGAGGUGGUCCUGAAUGAGCCAAUCACACAGCGAGUGGGGACACUCUCGCCACAGGUCUUUGACUGCCAUUAUCUGGCUGAUGAAGUUAAGUACGUUCAUAAUGGCUGUCCCAUAUUAAAGGAGGACACUGUCAAGCUUCGACUGUACAGAUUCACCGUGUCGGAGACGCACGUCGAAGUGUUCUCCCUCCAUGUGGUCAUCAUGGAACCCGACUGCAACAUCAUCAAGCUGGGGCCCAAAUCCCUGCAAGUCCCGGAAUUCUACGGCCUGUCCAACAUUCUGGAUGGGAACACCGUGUCUUUCAACUACGAGAAGCAAACCAGCCUGGAGUGCAGCGUCCGUGUGACCAGCCACGAGUCGCACCUCCCAGGACACGGUCAGCUGGUGACUGGAGAGCCUGACCUGCCGUCCAUCAGAGGAGACGAGCCUGAGAGCUUUAUCACUCUGCACCAGCAACAUGACAAUAAAGCCAGAGCUAAGUGUAAGGCGGAUGACUGCUUGAAGGGACUAAAGCUGGUGAAGGUCACCAAGGUUACGUGUGAUGAGUUCCUGGUCAUGGGCCUGAGGUACCAGCACAUAGACCCCCCAUCCCCUGACAUCGAUUACAUCACCAUCAGGCUGGAUCUCACUGACAGCAGGAGUGGAAGCAUAUACCAGUCAGAGCGUGCCUGGAUCCCCGUCUUGAUAUCGGGCGCCAUUCCCAACCAGCCCCCCAAGCCAGCGUUCAUGUCCAUGUUCAUCCUGGAGGUGGACCAGUUCAUCCUCACCCCCCUCUCCACCGCCACCGUGGACGCAGAAGACGGGGAGACGCCGAAGCAGCUCCUGGUGUUCAACGUCACCAGGCCCCCGGCCGAGGGCUUCAUCACCCACCUGUCUGACCACACCAAGCCCGUCUCCUCCUUCACCUGGCUGGACCUCAACGACAUGCUCAUCUGCUACCAGCCGCCCAACUCCUCUCACACGCAGCGCAGGAACUACGAGGUAGAAUUUGAAGUUUAUGAUUUCUUCUUUGAAAAAAGCCCACCAAUCGUGGUUCACAUGUCAGUGAGGACGGCAGACACCAAUGCACCCAGGGUGUCCUGGAACAUGGGUCUUAGUCUUUUGGAGGGCCAAUCUCGUCCAAUCACCUGGGACCAGCUCCAGAUUGUAGACAAUGACAACUUGAGGGCUGUGCGCAUCAUUACAGUGGACGGGCUACAGCACGGAAGGCUGACCUUGCGAGGUGGCAAGGGCUUCAUGUUCACCAUCGACGACAUCCGAGCUGGCGCGGUGCGCUAUCACCACGACGACAGCGACACCACGAAGGACUUCAUCGUCUUCCGCAUCACCGACGGGCGCCACCAGACCAGGCACAAGUUCCCCAUCAACAUCCUCCCGAAGGACGACAGCCCGCCCUUCCUCACCACCAACAUGCUGCUGGAGCUGUCGGAGGGCCAGACGGCCCUGCUCCGGGGAGCGGUGCUCCAGGCCUCGGACAUGGACUCCAGCGACGACUACAUCCUCUACAACAUCACCCGUCCGCCGCAGGCUGGGGAGAUCAUGAAGCUUCCUGGUCCAGGCCUCACAGGCUUCCCUGUCCACCGUUUCCUGCAAAAGGACCUGUUCCACUCGGUGGUCUACUACCGACAUCUUGGGGGCGAAGUGUUCCACGACUCUUUUGAGGUGGUGCUCUCCGACUUCCAUGACCCGCCCAACCUCUCAGAGCCCCAGGUUAUUCUGGUGCACAUCAACCCAGUGCCUGACCAGCCCCCUAAAGAGGUUCCUGGUGUGUCCCGUUGUCUGGUCGUCAAGGAGACAGAGGUUGUCCACCUGACUAAAAAGCAGCUCCACUUCGUGGACGUGGAGUCUCCCGACAGUGAGCUCACGUUCACGGUCACCAGUCCUCCCUUCUACACCGGCUCCUCCAGGAAUCCCGACGCAGGAAGACUGUUCCUCGUGGACAGCGUCCCCAAAUUCACCAAAGAUUCCAACGCUCCUGUGCUCAGGUUGUUCACACAGCAUGCAGUCAACUUUUUGAAAGUAGCGUACAUGCCUCCCGUCCUGGACAUCGGCCCAUACGCUCAGCACAUCCAGAUGAUACUUUCUGUCACCAAUCAGCAAGGAGGCACGGUCACCGGCAUAUGUUUCAACAUCACUGUGAUGCCUGUUGAUAACCUGGCUCCAGAGGUGAUCCUGAGUCCCCUGGCUGUGAAGGAGGGAGAGGAGAGCCCGCUGGGCUCGGAGCACCUCUGGCUGGCGGACCGGGACUCCCUGGAGGAGUCCUUAAGGGUGGAACUGAGAAAGCAGCCCCAGCACGGAGCGCUCUCGCUGGACGGCUUCCCCAUGGCCCCUGGGCAAGCCUUCACCCUCCAGCAUCUGAAAACCCUAAAAGUUAGGUAUCGUCACGACAGCUCUGAGACUGUGGGAGACGACAUUGAGUUCACAGCUACUGACGGCACCAAUGCUAUCGGCUUUGUUUUGCACGUCGAUGUGGAACCAGUAAAUGACGAGUUGCCAGUUGUCAUGCCUGGCUUGAAACCAGAUCUCGGCUGCGCAGAGGGACAAGACGUUAUCAUCACAGCAGAGUACAUUUAUGCCACAGACACGGACAGUGACGACAACGGUCUGACCUACCUGAUUGCGCGUCAGCCUUACCACGGAGUGGUCCGCAAAAACAGCGUUGUGGUGGAUCACUUCCAUCAGGAAGAUAUCAUCGCUGGAGUGAUCACCUAUAAACACACCGGUAAUGAAAUUGGACUACUUCCCCGUCAUGACACCAUUACCUUCAUAAUAUCUGACGGAGAGGUGGACAAUCAUUCUUUCUGCUGCAAGAACAGAGGAGAUGUUCCGACCGACCUCAAGCAGAGCCUGCCUGUUUACGACCUCAAAGUCACAGUGUAUCCUGUGGACAAUCAGCCACCUUCCAUUAUUACCGGGGAUGUGUUCGUGGUGGAUGAAGGUGGUUCAGCCCCCGUCACCCUGGCCCAUCUCAGCGCCUCGGAUAAAGACACCAGUCUGGAAGAGCUGGUGGUCAGCCUGGUCUCUCCUCCUCAGUUUGGCUACAUCGAAAACACCCUGCCCAGUCCCGGCUUUGAGAAAAGCAACUUGGGCAUAAGCAUUGCCUCCUUCUCCUACAGGGACCUCCUGAACGGCCAUGUGAACUAUGUGCAGUCCAGACACCAGAGGAUGGAGCCCACCGCUGACCAGAUGAUGCUCUGCGUGUCUGACGGCAAGCACGACUCCGCCCACGUUCCCUUCUACAUCAUCGUCAGCCCCACCAAUGACGAGGUCCCUGAGUUUAUCGCUAGGAACAUCACCGUGAACGAGGGCCAGGUGAAGGAGCUGGACCCUACUUUGAUAAAUGCGUCGGACCUGGACGUCCCUAAGAACGAGCUGCUGUUCAGCGUGGUGCAGCCUCCCAGGCACGGGGCUGUCAUGAGCCAUGCCCUCGGCCACGGAGCCCCGCCCGCGGCGAGGUCGGCCCAGCGCCGCAGCGCCGCAGGGGUGGUGGUGCAGGACUUCACCAUGUCGGACCUGAGGAACGGUAUGGCUCUGAUGUACAAGCACGAUGACACUGAGAACAUGGAGGACAGUUUCACCCUCCAGCUGAGCGAUGGGAAACACAGUCUCCAGAGGAGGGUGAUGGUCAGAGUGCUUCCUGUCAAUGAUGAGGAACCACAAGUGAUCAGAAAUACUGGUCUGGAGGUGGAAGCUGGGGAGGCCAGACUGAUAUCCAGCGCUAUCCUCCUCUCUAAAGACAGAGACACUCCCUCUCCGGAAAUCAUGUACGUGUUUGAGACUGUCCCCACCCAGGGGCUUCUUCAGAUCAAGACGGGCAGUGACUGGGUGACUUUAAGUGCCGGGGAGAGCUGCAACCAGGAGACAGUUGAUAUGAACCAGCUGAGGUACCUGCACACAGGGCCCCUGGGGACCAGCAGUCAGGACUUCUUUGUCUUUCACCUGCUGGAUGGGAAGAAUCGCUCACCUGCUCAGCACUUCCUGAUCUCCAUCAAGGAUAUGGAGAAAGGUAACAUCGCCCUCUUUGUGAAACCUGUUAAAGUCAGUCGAGGAGACCGUGUCGUUCUGACAACCGACGUCCUGUCAGCGACGGAUGGUUCAAACAGCCCAGAGGAGCUGGUUUACACCAUCACCAGAGUCCCCUCUCACGGCCAUGUGGAGUGCAUCAGAAACCCUGGGCUGGCCGUGCACACGUUCAGCCAGAUGGACAUUGCUGCCAACCUCCUGGGUUACGUCCAUGACAACAGAGCCACUUCACCUGUGGAGACUUUCCAGUUUGUCGUCACCAACGGAAAGGCCUCCCGCACUGGCACCCUGGAGAUCGCCGUGGAGAUGGUGGACCGUGUCCUGCCUUCCCUGUCUCGUAACAGCGGACUGAACAUCCCUCAGGGUUCCUCCAUGGCUGUGACCCCCGACGUCCUGGCCCUGUCCGACCCCGACACCUCGCCCAGCCACCUCUACUUCCUCCUGACCCAGGCCCCACAGUACGGACACCUGCUCCUCGCUGGCACCCCGCUCUCCGCCAAGUCCAACUUCACUCAGAAAGACUUGGAGGAGCUGGAUGUGGUUUAUAAGCACGAUGGCGGACAGGCGCAGAUAGACCGCUUUGCCUUCUCUGCUUGUGAUAGCACGGACAGGGGCUUUCUGCUGGAGGGGAAAGUGCACACAGAGCCUGUCUUCUUCACCAUUCAGAUUAAGUCGUUGGACAGCUCUGCUCCUGAGAUCAAGCAGCUCCAGACACUGUGGAGGGCAGAGCUUCUACCCGGCCACCGUUACGGGAUCUUCCUGACGUCCCGGGAGCUGAGGGCACAGGACGCCCACUCGCGAGAGGAAGACAUCACCUUCCACAUCCUCCGAGCGCCCUACUUUGGCUACCUGGAGAACACUAGCACAGGAGGAUUUGUCCGGCAGCAUUUCUCUCAGAGGGACCUGAGCAGGAGGGUCAUCGUCUAUGUGAUUGAUCCAACGCAGGAAGCCCUGUCUGACAGUCUGGAGUUCAGAGUGUCAGAUCCUCUGGGAAACACCGGACCCUCCCACACACUGGAGUUGCGCUGGUCUCGUGUUGAGCUGUCUGGGUCUGAGUACUGCGUCUGUGAGGGUCAAGGAUCCGUUUCCCUUGACAUCCUGCGUAGCGGCAACACAGAGGAAUCCUCAUACGUCACCAUCAAGGUGAGUGAGAUCUCAGCAACUUCUGGAAAAGAUUUCCUAUUGAGCCCCUCCAGCUUAAUCCAGUUUGAUCCUGGAGUGUCCAGAAGGAGCUGGCAGAUUGAGGUGGUUCAGGAUCAUCUGGAGGAGGCAGAGGAGACGUUUGAUGUGACACUAGAGUCUCCUGAAGGCACAGUUCUGGGCCACAUCUCCAAAGCCAAAAUCACCAUCAAGGACUUUGGGAAAGGACGGUGUCGGCAGGCGGAGGCUCCCGUCGGGCCCAGUCUGGGAGGGCAAGAGGCUCAGGAUGGGCCCUACCCCCAGCAUGGCUCCAUCCAGCUGGAGACCCUGCCCCUCGAUAGCCUGGUCCUGGAGACCCUGACCCGGGGUGACGGCAUGUCACAGCCAGAGCCCAUCGAGUCCAAGAAGAGACUCAGAGCCACAGGCAACAGAAACACUAUUAGACCAUCGUCAGUUCAUCGCAACGGGACGGACACUGUGUACACUUACCAUGGGAUCAUGUCACUUCAAGUGGAGGAUGAAACAUCGCUGUCCAGGAAGGGUCGAAAAGUGAACGUGCAAGUCACCAGCAGGGGGCAGCAACAGCCACAACAAGCAGUGCCCAACUCUAACCAUGCACCUGUCCCUCAAAUAAAGGUUAUCAGGAAUGGAAAAUCUGCUCAGCCCACUGGGAAAAAGAGCCCUCGGGGCAGCUCCAGCCCUCGGGGCAGCUCCAGCCCUCAGCCCUGCAGUCCUGAGUUGAUGGGCCUGCUGCUCCUCAACCAGACCACCCGCCAGCUCACUCGCUGCAACGGGGUCUCCUGGAGACCAUGGACACCCACAGAUGAGAUGGUCAGCGCUCAGUCCUGCCCUGCAGGCUGGAGCUAUCACAGCGGCUACUGCUACUUCCAGAGCGCCAAACGCAGAUCCUCAUGGUCCGCUGCUGCCAGAGCAUGCAGGGAGAGCCACCGAUCCAAUCUUGUUAGUGUUCUCUCCAAGGCUGAUCUGGACUGGCUGUGGGAUUUCAGUGGAAGGAAACCAUUUUGGAUAGGUCUGCACGACAGGGAGAGCCGCGGGCGGUGGGAGUGGGUGGGAGGAGAGCCCGUCAGCUACACCAACUGGAGGAAGACCCCACCCAGAUCUAAGAAGAAGAGCAGUAAGAAGUGUGCCCUGGUGUGGAAGAGAGCCAAGUGGCAAAUCAGAGACUGUGAAACAGGCAGGGCUCAUCACUACGUGUGUUACACCAAGCUGUGAGCUGGUGAGGGUGGACAAUAAGAAGCACUUUCUCAACAGAACACAGACUAUAUCCUGAGAGGAGGUACAUUGUCACCAGCAACUGUACUUAGCUACGUUGUAUGCCCCUCUUCACGUUUGGCAAAUAUGCUAUCUUGAAAUGCUUAAACGGGCAAUGCUUGCGACCAAUAUGCUUUAUUUAUCCUUACUCGUUUGGUACGGCUGCAUUGGUCGUCUUAAUGUUAAUAAGUUAUGUAAUACAUGUGUAAUCUUG
Molecule: messenger RNA, 7240 nt
Organism: Osmerus eperlanus (European smelt)
Lineage: Eukaryota; Metazoa; Chordata; Actinopteri; Osmeriformes; Osmeridae
Gene: frem1a
Product: Fras1 related extracellular matrix 1a
Exons: 37
Coding region: 403-6987 (2194 amino acids)
Biological process (GO): anatomical structure morphogenesis; cell communication
Cellular component (GO): membrane
Source: RefSeq, a predicted model, not a curated record